ACAGUUGAACGGGAAGGACACGGCGGCGGUGCUGCAAUCGCGACGCGACUGGACGUGGCUGAAGCGUCGCAGCGAGAAAGGCACAGCUCCGUAGUAGAUUUUGCCAUUUCAGUGCUGUCUGUUCACUAACCGAUACAGUGCAGCAAAUGAGUCGCCGUGAAACAGCAGUUGGGUUUUGAGACAUUGAUGUAUCUAUGCCAAGUGGUAUUUCCUCUACGUGCAGACGUGUAGCCAUUACCGUGCAUGUGCGUACUUCGCACACAACCGAUAAUUUCUUUCACAGUCGCAUUGAAAUUGGAUCGUUAGAUUAGUUACUUAACGUACGACCAUAAAACACAGGUCAAACGAUAAAUAUAAAUUAAGUGGAGCAGAGCAGACGACUGCGUUCUCGUUUAUUUUUCUGUCAUAUGAACGCUUCCAACCAAUCUCAAUAUUUUGCUACAGUGUCACGUGACUGGUUUGGCGAAUCUCCUCGAGUCAUUUCGCUGCUCUCUGUUGCUGUGUGUUAGGCCUAUUGAGCGUUUUAGGUGUUCUGGCUUGCUGCGUCUGCUCCUCUCUGUUAUUGCAAAACACCGUUCCGGCAUGUGUUUUGCGCUGAAUGAAGACAUCAAGAGCUGCUAGUCAUAACCUGACCUGUUUGAGCUCUAUUUAAUCAGGUUAAUGACAAGUACGGAAGAGUUGCUUCAAGCGUCUGGUUUCUCAUUUGUUUGGGGGUGGCCUUCUCUCUCCAAAGAUGUCGAGCGAAGCAGAAACUGCCCAACAAUCUGCCACAGCUGAUGGCUUAGACACUGACAGCUGUGCUACAUCAAAAUGUGAGCCGGUACCACCUCAAGGAGCAGCGCAUGAAAUGUCACGUUGCCCUUUCUCAAAACAAGAUAGAGAAUCUCUGAGCAGUGUGAGCAGUGACUCUGGUGAUGUUUCCAAUGGCCAUUGCUGCGAUAUUGAAGAAGAAGGCAUAGUUGUCAUUCCAGAGUACAACACCCCCAUUAUCGGCUAUGAAGUCAUGGAAGAACGUGCAAGGUUUACAGUGUUCAAGAUCAGAGUGGAACAUGUUGAAACUGGCCGCUACUGGUUUGUCUUCAGGCGGUACACUGAUUUUGCAAGACUGAGCAAGAAGCUCAAACCACGAUUCCCUGGUCUGCAACUCUGCUUGCCUCCCAAGCGCUGGUUUGGAAAUAAUUUUGAUCCCAUGUUUCUUGAGGACCGUGUACUGGGGCUCCAGGCAUUUGUCAAAAACAUUAUGGGCCACAGAGAUAUAAGUAAGAGCCCUCCAGUUAGAGAGUUCUUCUGUUUAGAUGAUCCUCCGGAGCCAUUAGACACCAUAGAAGAGAGCAGGGCAUUGUGUGAAAACUUGGAAGAGCAAGUGUAUCGACUAAACCAGCAAUUGCGUGAACGUGAUGCAGAGAUAGAAGUCCUUCGCUCAGAGUUGGACUCUCUGCGGCUUCAGCAUGGUGUCCUUGUCAAGGCACUCAAGCUGGAGUGUUCUCUGGCGAGCUGGGCCAACGCACAGCUCUCGAGAGACCGGCCACAGCUGCCAUCGUCGCAUGCCUUUGGUCUGCACGCUCUCAACCUCACCUUGUCCUCCAUGGCUGAUGAUUCCAAGAAAGUGGCUACCAAUCAGGAUCCAGAGAGUUGCCCUGCAACAUCUGAAGCUGGGGGCGGCGGAGAUGCCCGGUGAUCUUUUCGCAGAAGCCAAGAAUCUGCACAGAAUGUACUGUGGAAGUAGUCCUUAUUAGACAUUUUUUUAUUACUUUUUUUGUCCAAUUUCUCAAUUGGCUGCAUGGUGAAAACACGGGACAAUCUUGCAGUCUCCUAUCAUGUGUAACACAACUGAGGUUAGUGCACAAGUAUUGAUACCAAGCUUCUCAUUGUGUGUUAUGCUGCAGCAUAUCAUUGGUCUGGCAGUGGCCAUUUUAAGAUUGUUUAUUAAAGAUAUGAAUGGAAAAGUAAUAUUCUUGGCUUUUGAGCUAGUGUGAAGAUAAUGGUAUUGUAUUAUUGGUGUCAGCCUGGGUAUGUUUCUGUUGGUAGCAGCAGUGCACACCUUUAGUGACAGUACUGCAGUCUAUUUUGAGUCUCUCAGAAAAAAUGAGAGCAGCAUUACACCUUUGCCAGGAAGCAUAUGACGUGUCUGUAAUGUGUCUGCAGUUUGUGUCAAUGCUCCAGGGCGCAUUCGUUUUUUUGUUGGUGCCUAGAAUAUUAUGGCUGUCAUUGAUGUUUAAUGAGGCAUUGGACAUACUGGAGUACUUUUACGUAAGAGCAAUGUCAUUUUAUUUUAUCUGUGACCCAGCUAUCUUGUGUGUGAAGUUUUUGAAAUACAUGGCAUGGUGUAGAGAAGUUUUUCUCUGCACAGUUGCAUGUGGAGUACCAUGUAUACAAAAUUUGUAGCACCCUCCAUUGUCUUGAACCACAGUCGCUGAAACAGGUGGUUAGAACUUGAGAAUUGCUACACUCAUUCUUCCUGCAUUACAAUGGCCAAAAUGGCAUGUUUAAUACAGUAACAUGCUUUUGUUAUGUAAAUAUGUUUUUCUUUAUUCAACCUGGCUGUUCUGGAAUAACAUGCAGCUGUGUACUUUGACACAUUGCAAAGUUUUAGAAGUUUUUCUACUUGUUUUUGAAAGUAGCAUAGAAGUGGUUGCAGACGUGUAGAAACCAAGCUAUAUAUGGAUAACGGUGACCACAUAUUUACCUAUGUUAUUUUUGUGCACUCUUAGAGUGUUUGUGCAGUAUUAACUGGGUUUUGUCACCCUUCCGCCUUUUUUUUUUCUCUUUUUGUACAUGUGAUAUGAAGGAUUUGGAAGUCUUCCUCCUUUUCUUUUUACCCAUUCUCUCUGCUUGUUCUCAUCUUUUUGAAGCAGAAUACACGGUGCCAACCAACCGGUUAGUGAGUACUAUGACUAGCUUGUUUAUUCCUCUCAGCUCUAUAGGACACUACGAUACAGUUAUAUUGAAGCAUGUUUAGUGGGCAACAUACUGGGUGCUACACAAGGAUGCCAUUGUUUUUCAUUGUGCUCAGGCAACUUUGGCACUGAAGAAUCUCAUUAUCGCUUAGCUGCUUAAGGUUAAGCAACACAGAACACACACUCGUCAUGUGAAGUGGCAGUCAUACCCUCCCCUUUCAACUUCCCCCCUUACUUCUGGCACGACUGUUUUGCAUCCAUAUGUACCAUCUGCCUCUGUGUUUUCCAGGGCACUUCCUUUAUGCUCCCUUUAUGUCCUGAGCAGGCUCUGGUUGUGGCAGAUCAAUCACUAACACAGGUUGGAUCUAGAAGAAUGGGCAACCUGUAUGUAAAGUGGAAAACUGUGAUGCAUAGUGCAAAAAUGCACACAGUUUUAGUGUGACAGGUGUGCAGGUGACGGUUGCUACUGGUUCUCUGCUUUUCCUUUUGACAUCUGAUGCUUUGAAACAUUAUUGUCAGCUGGAAACUCAACUUUGCUAAGGUGUUAGACAUGCUAGUGGAGCUUGUUAUAAUUGCUCAUAAUUUACCUGAAAGCUCAUUCGUGCAUCUUCAGCUAUGGAGAUGGCCACCUCUCUCGCCUGUAUCGACAUCGACAGCCGUGCCACCCCAUCCUUGCGCCAUCACAUUAUGCAAUUUGUCCAGACAGUCUUUUUGAGACUCUAUACUCUUCGAACAGCCGAGCUGCCACUGCAAAGCUGCCACUGUUGUGCCUACUUUGGCUAUGAACAUAAGCACUUGCGAACUUUUGAGACCGAGUACCAUCAGCAUAAGUUAAAAUAUGAAUGUAAAAAAGCAUAAUUUUUUGUGCCUGAACACUUGUGGGUACAGUCUGGCAUUGCCACGUAGCUUGUUUGCUAAACAUGCUUUUGUCACAAAGCUCCAUGCCCAAGCCUGAAUCGUGGAACUACGAUGGAACUGAUAAACAUAACAAUGGAAAUAAAAAAUUUUUCUCUAUGUAUAUGUUUUAAGGGGAAGUUGCAACUGGAAUGAUCACAUCAUUGUCACAGUUUAUCACUAAUGGCACUGUUGUUUUGAUUGAAUUCCACUUUGUCAUCCUAGUUUCGUGCAUAAAAGAAUGAAAGAGCAUUUUUGAAAGACAAUAAAAAGCUGAUCAAAAAUAAUUAUGGCAGUUUAACAAACUAUGCUCUGGGCAUGUUUCAGCAACUGCCAUUCAAAGCAUGGAUCAGUCGCCACAGCAACAGCAGCCGGACACUUGGGGAAAAAGGUGUCUGCUGUUGGGCACAGCUCGCUCAUUCGAUAUCUUAGCAAGAAAAUAGUAAAAAAGUGAUGUCCUUGCAUAAUGUUCAGGCAAAUUCUUGUUUUCCAGUAUAGAUUAAUUUUCAUACAAUAAAGUGCAGCCACCCACCAUGUUGGCACAGUGGCUUCAGCGUUGUGCUGCUAAGUCCGGUGGCACAGGAUCAAAUCCCAGCCGCAGUGGUUGCAUUUUAGUGGAAGAUAAAUUUAAAAAAUGCCUGUUUAUGAUUCACUGGGUACACGUUAAAGAACCCCAAGUGGUCAGAAUUAAUCCGAUGUCCCCCACUAUGGCGUGCCUCAUAAAUGUAUCUUGAUUUUGGCAUGUAAAACCCCAGAAUUUAUUGAAGUGCAGUCUUUUGCACAUUUAAAAUUUCAUUCUAAUUAAAUUUUGUAUAUGUCCUUUCUUUGAAAUAUCUUAUAAAUGUUUAUUAAAGAGAGGGAGCAUUUCCAACAGAGUUUUGGUCUGGCAUGCAGGCAUUUAGAGUUAUUUCUUUUUAACAACAUCCAUUGAAGACUGUAAGCUAAUGUCAUAAAUUUAGUUUACCGUCAAAAGCAAAAUAUGCUAUCACAAGCUGUUAGAAAUGAUUAGCACAUGAAAAAAAAAGCAUGAAGAUGGCGGUGCUUUGGUGGUGUCGCAUUAAAGAUAAGUUGAGCUACAUAAAAAUGAAUGCUAGUGUUAAAAGGAAUACUUGCAUAAGGCUCAAUAAUUGCCUUCAAUUUUGAUAAUUGCCACUUUAUUAAUGUAAAAAAUGGCUAUCUAAGGAACAUCUACACCCACUGUGGUUGCUUAGAGGCUAUGGUGUUGGGCUGCUAAACACGAAAUUGCGGGACCGAAUCCCGGCCACGGCAGCCGCAUUUCGAUGUGGGCGAAAUGCAAGAACACCCAUGUACUUAGAUUUAGGUGCACGUUAAAGUCCAAAUUUCCGGAGCCCCCCACUAUGGCAUGCCUCAUAAUCAGAUCGUCAUUUUGGCACGUAAAAUCCCAUAAUUUUUUUUUUAUUUAAGGAACAUCUACCCUUAAUUUCUACUAUUAGCAGGGACAGCUACUUGGACUUUGUCAUUUUAGACUGAUUAAAUGUUUAACAAAACUGAAGGGAGAGAGGCCUUGUACUAUGCACUAGGGGUUCACAAAAGUUUAGCUGUCAUUGGCUGGAAGCAUGCAAAAAAAAACAUGCCAGGCUGGGGCCAUGACAAAUAAAAUUGCAUUUUGUGAGCAGUUGGCAGAAUUGUGUUCUAGGCAGUUUUUAAAAAUUCAGUAAUCCAUAGCUUUUUUUUUCUUUUUUGCACACAUGAAAUGAGGAUGGCUACGUAUUGAUUGGUGACAAUAGUUGCAUGUACAAUUAAACCUUUUUUUUAUUCUGAUUAAGAUUGAGAACACUGCUUCAUGGUAAGUGACAGGGAUUUUACAUCCCUAAAGCUGCAUGUGGGCCAUAAGCAGCAGCCUAGUUGAUGGCUCCUGAUCGCCUAAGGUAUUUGAAUGUGCACCAGGAUCUUGACACAUGGAUAUUUUUGCAUUUCUUUCUUGCAAAUGCAGGCGCCGGGAAGCAAACUGGCAAAUUUGCGUGAGUGAAUCUCGGCUGCAGCAGCUUCAUUUCAGGGAAGGGGGGGGGGGGGGGUGAAAUGCAAGAACACCCAUGUGUCAGUUUCAUUAUCGUGCAUUAGGUGCACAUUAAAGGGCCCCGAGUGGUCUAAAUCAAAUCAAAUCGGAGUUUUGGCACGGGAAACCCCAGUCUUUUUAAUUUUUUUAAUUUGCAUUCGGCAGUAGAGCACCAUGUCCCACUGCAGUGGGUGCUUAUCCAGCAUUGCACAAUUCUGCUAUAUCUACCAUACGACACCUCUUGCUUGUUCUUGUUAUGAACAUUGCAUAUCAAUCGCAUAUCUGUAGGAAAUUGUGCCACUACUCGUUUAACUUCGACACAGUGCUUUGUCUCUUGCAAGCACUAUACUUGGCGACUACCUAAGAAUUCACUACAAGCUCCACCCACAAAAUCCACACCUGUGCUUCAGCUCUUCAAUACACGAUUCCCGAGAGGAUACUUUGCUCGCCUCUACCAUGAUGUGACAGGAAUGAGAGCCUAAUUGUCUGGCAUAUCUAAAAAUUCACUGAGUGAGACAGCAGUGUAAUUGCCACUGUAUUUAUAGGUUAUAGGCUGUCGCCAACUAGUGCGUAUUGUUAACAAGAGGAUGGACCGUUUCAAAUGGCUUUACCAGUUGUUGCUAAAGCAAACGUCGGCUGCACUUUUGUGCCUUGUAGCUCAUUUUGAGAAAACCUGCUCUGUUUAAAGGUGCGAUGUGAAGUGGCUUUGAACGUGUGAAUGAGAUGUGUUGUACUGCCAUAUAAGGAUAAUGGUGCUUUAUGAAAUGCAGUGUCAGAAGGAACUUUCUACUAAGCUGUUGCCUUCUGAUAAAGGAUUUGCAAGUGGAGGACCUUGUGUGAAGCUAUGCUGGUGCCCAGCAAAGAUUAGUGGAAUGAAGCUAUUGUCACACAUUGUUGGUUUGUUUAUCAGUAAUGUGCCUAACUAAUGUGACAUGAACAGCUCAAGCAGUCCCCUUUCUUUCUUGCAAGGUUGAGUUACAUUGGAUUGUUUUCACUAAUGCAGAUAAUGUGCAUGACAUAUCAAACUUUUCAAUGCUGCCACCACACUGUUGUGAAUUGUGUGCGGCAGCCAUGCUGAUCAUGCUUGUAGCUGUUUAAUAAGAGUUUGUAUGUGCAUUUCUCACAGGAACAUUUUGAUUUGAUGGAGUGCAAGCAUCUUUUAGUUAGGUAAAAAAGAACCUUCAAAAUGGAUGCUUUGAAACAUCACAUGUUUCAGUGUUGCUGAGCAGCUAUUUUGGGCAGUUUUGGUAUUUUGGUGAAACCCUGAGUAAGUUUUGCUGUAUAAUCAUGUUUGUUCGAACUGAAAACUGUGUAGCUUGCAUCCUUUCCAUUGUUUUCUAUUACUGCUGCUCCAAACCCGUAAAAGCUGCUGGAACUGCUAACACCUUGACGGAACAGUGCGCUUAAAUUCUUGGUGUUGAGAGAGCUUGAUGGCAAAGUAAUCGGGAUAAAUAGGUUCACUGUUAUUGAAGGAGACCCCCUGUCAGAAGGUGGCUGUAUUCACACCCCACACCUUCCCUCCGCCUUUGUCCAGGUGCAGCACAGCAGGCGUGUUCUGUUGUUUGACGACUCUUAAAGUGGCCCUGCAACACCUUCUCUUCAAAACUGAGAAUGCACUGAAGUGAGCACAAUGCCUUUCUAAUUAAUGUAUUCCCACAGGAAUGUUUUAGAAGAACCUACUAUUAACGAAGAUAGAAAAAGCACAAUGUUUGCUUUCGCCAUUUCUCCUUAAUAUAAUGUUAUCUCUCAACUGGGAUGGUGCCAAUAGCAGUGCCUUGCCUUUUGCUCCUUUUUGCUUUUUUUUUAUUUCCGUGGUGCAUUUAUGGUAGCCCUUCAAUGUUAGCAUCUGACAAAGGAGAGCAACAAAGGAAUGGUGACAGGAUGGGUGGGACGUGUUGACCAUACUACUGCUUCCUCGUUUGCUAGAAGUCUGGAGGGUUCUGUGCGCAUGCAUGACCUUUCACUUGGGUGUAUCUCAUGAUCGUGGAAUGUCGCCCAGUAGCUGGCAUUUAUUGGAUGUCAUACAGGUCCAUGACAGCAUAGACGGGGCAUUAUAAGGGGGCCUCGAAAGCCAUAGAAAAGAGCGAGCUAUCUUUUAUGCGAGAUUGUGGGCUCCCUGCUACAUGCAGUGGAAUAAUAUUUGUUUGCGCAUUCCUUACAGGGCUGUCUACGUAUUGCAAACAUUUUCUUGUUCAAAAAGCAUUGCAGUGCCCUCAUAACAGUGUAUUAAUUGUGUCAUUGAAUAAAUACCAGUGCAUGGUGAAUUCUGAUAGAUUGUGGCAGCAUUCUUUUGCUUAAGAGAUCUAAAAUUCCAUAUGUGCAUAUUGUGUAGCUGAAAGAUGAGAUAUAUUUUUUUAACACUAAGAAAAUAGCUGCCUUAAAUUACAUCAUGAAGCCAUUAUCAGUACAGGUGUGAUGGGUUGUGCUCAUGGCUUCAGAAAAUGAAAGCAGUAGAAGACAUGUCUGCACUAAAGACUGGUAGCUGUAAUACUUACUUCAAGCAUCCGAUAAGUGGUACCUAGAUUAAAGAAAAAUAUAGAAACAACACAUGAAAAUGACAAAACCAAGACGGAAAGAAAUAUUUUAUGCCAGGUUGCAUAAUAGUCUUCUAAAAUUACGUAUUUUUCUUCGACCGGAUUCUGUAAUCUCAUUUCUGUCUGUCCAUCUCUAUGCACAUGUAUUUGUUUCUGUUUUCGGUUUUGCCUUCCUUUCAUCGGGGUAUAUAUUUAUUGUAUGCUUGCAAUAAACCUUGGAAGUUGCUAGUAA
Dermacentor albipictus is the source of this 8574-nucleotide messenger RNA. RefSeq names its product sorting nexin 16 (gene Snx16). Gene Ontology annotation, molecular function: phosphatidylinositol binding. The record is from RefSeq and is a predicted model, not a curated record. Gene Ontology annotation, cellular component: early endosome; extrinsic component of endosome membrane; late endosome. Lineage: Eukaryota; Metazoa; Arthropoda; Arachnida; Ixodida; Ixodidae. Gene Ontology annotation, biological process: early endosome to late endosome transport; endosome to lysosome transport; protein targeting to lysosome.